Saprolegnia diclina VS20 is the source of this 1032-nucleotide messenger RNA. RefSeq lists its product as hypothetical. Bases 1 to 1032 code for a protein of 343 amino acids. Lineage: Eukaryota; Oomycota; Saprolegniomycetes; Saprolegniales; Saprolegniaceae. The transcript has 6 exons. The record is from RefSeq and is a predicted model, not a curated record.
AUGUCCAAAGCCAACGCUACGACGACUGGUCGCAUCAUUCUACCCCUUGAUCUUCUCAACAUGGCCAAGUACUACAAUGUCAACCUUUCUGAGACGCCCGAACUCCUGCCCCUUAUAAAGCAAGCUGUCGAGACGCCAUUGCCGCCGAACUGGAUCGAGAUCGACGACACGGCAGACGAAGACGAACGCUCAGAUACCGUCCCGUAUGCAGGCGCACCGCUCUAUAUGAACGAGCUCAGUGGAGUUGUUCAGCGUGAGCACCCUGCAGAUGAGUACUUCCGCAAUCAGAUUCAUGCUCACCGACGCAAUGACGGACUGCGUGCCGGCGCCAGCGCAUGGCUCGAGUUCCGUCGAGACAACAACGAGAGCUAUUUCUACGACUUCACCACGAACACGCAGCAAGAAGAAUUCCCGUUGGCAGGCCUCGUGCCGAACGCACCGCACAUUCAAAUUCCCAAAGAGGUGUUUGAACGCGCCGCCGAUAUCCACCGCCAGCCAAAGUCCAAAUUCAUCGACCAACUCGACAUUCUUUGCUUCCAUGCGUGGUGGCACGAGACGCGUGACGGCGCGCCAGAGAAGCGCUGUGCCGAUAUUUACUUUUCCAUUCGCACCAAACACUUCCAGUUUGUCCUCGGUAACUCAGAGCACGUGUACACAAUCUCGCACAUCAAUGGCCGCGACGGCAAGCCGCUAGAGGCAUGGGAUCUCCACAUCGGAGCCAAAAUUACAAUUCUUGGCCGCCCAACAAGCCUUAUGAAGGCCAGCAUGCUGACGCUUCAGUGGCUGGAGACCCAAGAGAAGCAACUGCGCGCAAUUCAGGAAAAACUUAGUACAGAGCUCAAGAAAUACAACCCGCGCCAUUGCGACACCAAAUACAAACCCCCGAUCGAAAGCCCCGAAAUUCGUCUCGCACUGUCGAGUCCUUGCUUGCGUGCGCUUCGCGACGACGUUGUGUACCUUCGCGAGAGCUUGGCCAAGUUCCGGCCCGACCUCGCCGGUAGCCUAACCAAGUCGCUCCACCUUCCUGCAUGA